AUGGUUUCACGGACGCCUGUGCUGCGGCUGAUCCUCUCCUGUGUGUCUCUCUACCACGCCGCGCAAGCCGUUGGAGAUAUGUGCCGCGGGACGCACUGCCCAGGGGGGGACGCCGGCGAUCCGAGGCCGUGCGUCGGAGCGCACUGUCCGGGGAGCAGAUCCUCCAGGACCCCGCGGCAGUUUAACCCGUCGGCGCAGGGGAGAGGGACGCAGACGGCUGCCGGCCAGCCCGACGCGCACCCGGGCUCUCCGAGAGCGCCCUAUUAUCCGGAGAGCCACCCGGCCGUGCCGUUUCUCCGCGGCCGGCACGGCGAGGCUGGCGCACGGAUCAGAUGCACCGAUCCGGACUGCGCCGAGGCUGUGAGACACGUUCAGCCCGCCAACGACACGCAGGACUGCAGGGGGAUCGAGUGCAGGCUGCCGCUGAGGAUACGGCCCAAAGCGCGGGGACGGUCCUGUGUUGGAGAGGGCUGUCCCGCCGAGGAGGACACGGCCGGUGGCCAGCCGCCUCCUCCCGUCCACCUGUCCGACAGAGCCGCGCAGUUUCUGGCAGAUUUUCCAGAGUUUGGGCAUCCAUCGACAGAACUUGGCGCAGCGCCGUUAGGAGUGCAGCUUACCUGUGACAUCAAACCAGGAGAGAACGAGGUUCCUUCAGAGGACGCCCUCAUCCUGCACCUGCAGCUGGCCAAGGGUCAGGAGAAGCUGGUGGAGGCGCUGAGGGCCCAGCAGGUCAUCAUCCGUGACCUGCAGCGGAAGCUGGUGGACCAACAGGAGGCGCUGAUGUCCCAGCAGCGGGAGAUCCUGGACCAGCAGCGGCUCAUGUACGAGCAGAUGGAUGCGGUCAAGGCCCAGUACGGCCUGCUCUCGGACACCGUCAAGCAGGCGUCCUUCCAGGGCCUGCAGGGUGAGCUGCAGAGCUACUUCGAGAACCACCUGGCGGGACUGCAGAGUCAGGCCCGCAGCCACCUGCAGAAGUCCUACGCCGUCCACAAAAUGGACCUGGACGCUAAGGUGAUGGACGCCGUCGGGGAGGCUCGUUUCCCCCAGCCCCUGCUGGGAUGCCCUUCACCGUGUGGAUCAGAGGAGUACUGCGAUUUUCAGAGGGACCCACCCCAGUGCGAGAAGUGUACCAUGUGCCCUCCGGGCUUCUUCUUGAUCUCACAGUGCUCCCCGACGGCAGACAGAAUGUGCCAGGACAGAGAUGAAUGCCUUGAACUACCAAGCAUUUGUGGAGAGCGGGUGAAGUGCCUCAACACUCCUGGGGGAUUUAGGUGUCUGGGCGUGUCUGAGAGGGAGGCGGUGAUGGGCCUCUGUGGCCGUGACUACUUUUACAACCAGGAGCUGCAGGAGUGCCAGGCGUGCUCAGACUGCGACGGAGAGCCCGUCGCCGUCCCCUGCGCCGCCAUCAGCGACUCCGUCUGCGGGCAGCACUCGGACAGCCCGCUCUCCCAGUCCUGGGCCGCUAACGUGCUCCUCCCCCCCGCCCGGGCGCCUGGCGCCCACGUGUUCCCCGGCCUGCAGCUCAACCUGCGGAGCAAGGAGAGCAGCCACCUGCUGUCGAACGAGGCCGGGACGCUGACCUUCCUGCAGCACGGCCUGGUGUGGUUCGACCACAACUUCGCGGUCAAGCACAGCUGCCGGAACUUCCUCCAGGUGGGGAUGAAGCUGAACGGCAGCCAGGAGGAGGAGGAGGAGGGCCGGGACCUGAGCGCCGUCCGCAUCGAGCAACCCGACGGGAAGCACUUCCAGGGGGUCAGCGUCAGCUGCGGGGCGGAGGUGGAGCCCAACCACACCUUCGCGCUCCAGCUGAAGAGUCCCAACCAGCACUGCAACCGGAGCAAGGACCUGCACGUGUUCGACGUGGCCGCCCCGGCGCUCAGCCUGCUCUGGCUGUCUCACGACACGGGCGCCGUGGCCAUGACGGCCCAGACGUCCCUGCCGGCGCACUACCAGACCAGCUACCGCCCCACCUUCCGCGUCACCUCCGUCUCCGACCCCUACGUGGUGGCCCUGACCCACGACAGCCGCGGGGUGCGCUUCGCGGAGGGCGGCGUGGUGAAGUUCGUCCUUCAGCAGGCGCUCUACGCCAUCGGCCACACCUGCGUGCGCGAGGGCUUCUCCCUGGUGGCCCACGCCGCCCGGAACGGCAGCGGCCUGGAGGCGGCGCGGGCCUUCAAGACGGGCGUCAACUACCGGGACACCUCCGUCACGCUGUCCGGCGCCGUGAGCGUGCACGGCGGGGACGUCCUCAGCUUCGAGGUCACCUCGCCGCCCCAGUGCAACGUCCGCUACUUCGGGGACAGCACGGGCAUCAGCACGCUGAGCCUGGUCUGGAUCCCCUCCGCCGUGGCGUCGGCCCUGACCGCCACGGUGUCGCGGAGCGGCCUCCCCUCCGGAGCCGUCAGGAACAAGCCCCUUCUCUUCCAGCAGGUGGGCCCGGACACGCCUCAGAUUCACCUGGCGGGCCCCGGGGAGCCGAGCAGCAGGAAGAAUUUCAUAUUCAAAGAGAAGGGCACGGCCAACGUGGCCCUCGACCUCAAGCUGAUCCACUCGUGUAAUAUAAUUAAAGUGACUUUGCAGCGGGCGGGCGGGCAGAGAGAGCAGGCGGGGCCCGUGGCCCAGCAGGUGUCUGGAUCUAUGCCUGAGGGGAGCGAGUGGGCCAGCGUUGGCCUGAGAGCUUCAUUCCAGGUCCAGAAUGGCACAGCUCUCUACAUCACCCUGGACUGUAUCCGAGGGCGAGUCAAUCAAAUAACUCAUGAAGGCGGCACGAACAUUUCAAUCCUCUGGGUUGCUUUGUGA
This is a messenger RNA of Menidia menidia (Atlantic silverside), 2799 nucleotides long. The record is from the annotation of a GenBank genome assembly. Lineage: Eukaryota; Metazoa; Chordata; Actinopteri; Atheriniformes; Atherinopsidae.